AGGGGUCAGAGUUGAGUCACCAGGGGUCAGAGUUGAGUCACCAGGGGUCAGAGUUGAGUCACCAGGGGUCAGAGUUGAGUCACCAGGGGUCAGAGUUGAGUCACCAGGGGUCAAAGUUGAGUCACCAGGGGUCAGAGUUGAGUCACCAGGGGUCAGAGUUGAGUCACCAGGAGAUAGAGUUGGGUCACCGGGGGUCAGAGUUGAGUCACCAGGGGUCAGAGUUGAGUCACCAGGAGACGGAGUUGAGUCACAAGGAGACAGAGUUGAGUCACCAGGGGUCAAAGUUGAGUCAUCAGGAGGGAGAGUUGAGUCACCAGGGGUCAGAGUUGAGUGACCAGGAGGCAGAGUUGAGUCACCGGGGGUCAAAGUUGAGUCACCAGGGGUCAGAGUUGAGUCACCAGGGAGGAGAACUCGGCUCCGUUCCCAGAGCCGACUCUGGAUUAUCUCCCGGCUCCGGCUCCGGCUUCUCUGGAUCCGGCUCCGGCUCCGUUCACAGAGCCGACUCUGGAUUAUCUCCCGGCUCCGGAUCUUCCGCUCCGGGAUCCGGCUCCAGCUCCGUUCCCAGAGCCGACUCUGGAUUAGCUCCCGGCUCCGGCUCCAGCUCCUCUGGAUCCGGCUCCGGUGCCUCGGGGCUCUCCCCAAAGCGUCCGUACUUCGACAUGUCCGAGUGUCCGAGGGAGAAGCGCUCCGGCUGCUGCCGCCGCCGUUCCGGUAGUGGGGAGGAUCAGGAGGAGGAGGAGGAAGCUUCUGGGAAUGGCCACCGAGAGACGGACGCCACCACCACCACCACAACUACCACCACCACAACAACUACCACCAACACAACCACAACCACGGCGGCGCCGGUGACGACGACGACGACGACGAGGAGGAGGAGGGUGGGGAGGAGGAGGAGGAAGGGGGGGAGGGGCGGGGCGAAGGGCACCACCACCACCACGACUACAACCUCGACGAUGUUGGCACCCGGCCACGAAGAACGGGGGGGAACGGUGGCGGUGGAGGCGGCGGUGGUAGAGGCGGUGGUGCCGGUAGAGGCGGUGGUGGCGGUGGUGGUGGAGGUGGUGGAGGUAGUGGAGGAGGCGGUAGUAGAGGAGGUGGUAGAGGUGGUGGUGGAGGAAGUGGAGAAGGUGGUGGAGAAGGUGGUGGAGGUGGUAGAGAAGGUGGAGGAGGCGGUGGAGGUGGUGGAGGAGGCGGUGGUGGAGAAGGUGGUGGAGGUGGUAGAGAAGGUGGAGGAGGCGGUGGAGGUGGUGGAGAAGGUGGUAGAGAAGGUGGAGGUGGUAGAGAAGGUGGAGGAGGCGGUGGAGGAGGUGGAGGAGGUGGUAGAUGCGGUGGCGGUGGUGGCGGUAGAGGAGGCGGUGGUGGUAGAGGUGGUGGUGGAGCCCCAGCGGAAUUUGACAGCCGGCGGGAACGGAAGCUCCAGUGCGGGCAAUGUUGCCGCGGAAGGACAGGCUGUGGUAGGACAGGCUGUAGGACAGGCUGUAGGGCAGGCUGUAGGGCAGGCUGUAGGACAGGCAGAACGACAGGCUGUAGGACAGGCUGUAGGACAGGCGGAAGGACAGGCUGUAGGACAGGCGGAAGGACAGGCUGUAGGACAGGCGGAAGGACAGGCUGUAGGACAGGCUGUAGGACAGGCUGUAGGACAGGCUGUAGGACAGGCGGAAGGACAGGAUGUAGGACAGGCGGUAAGACAGGCUGUAGGACAGGCUGUAGGACAGGCGGUAAGACAGGCUGUAGGACAGGCGGAAGGACAGGCGGUAAGACAGGCUGUAGGACAGGCUGUAGGGCAGGCUGUAGGGCAGGCGGUGGUAGGAGACGUGGACCAGCAUCCCGUGGAGGAUGAUGAUGAUGAGGGGGAUGAUGACGAGGCCCUGGUGAGGUUCCUUGUGUCGCUGGCUGGCAGCAUCCGCGUGCCGGGCUCCACCCCACCACACCACCCACCCAGCUGAGGCUCUCUCCCUACGUGACCUCUCCGUGACCUUUCCGUGACCCCUCCAUGACCCCUCCGUGACCUCUCCCUCCGUGACCUCUCCGUGACCUUUCCCUACGUGACCUCUCCGUGACCUUUCCCUACGUGACCUCUCCGUGACCUCUCCCUCCGUGACCUCCCUCCGUGACCUUUCACUCCAUGACCUCUUGCUCGUGACUUCUUUGUGACCUCUCCGUGACCUCUCGCUCCAUGACCUCUCCGUGACCUUUCUCCCCGUGACCUCUCCCUCCGUGACCUCUCCUUCUCCGUGACCUCUCCGUGACCUCUCGCUCUGUGACCUCUCCGUGACCUCUCGCUCCGUGGAAGUUUCUCCGGUCGCUCGGGAAAGUUUCUCCGUUGGUCGGAAAAGUUCCUCCCGAAGCCGAUCGAUUCUUUUGGCCUGCCGUGGUUUUAGCUUUUGAUGGUUGGGGGGGGGGGUAUAGGGGAGGUUAGUGGUGGGGGGGGGUGGUAGGUUGAAGGGAUGGGUGGGGGGGUCCGGUUUUUGAAGAUGGGAAAUCUACAACCUCUGUGGCUCUUUCGAUAAAAGUCACGUGGGCUAGAAAUGAAACCAAAUGAACGUAUAAGAUUUCGAUGUAAAGCUUCUUUCGUGACUGCAGCAGCAGGGAUUCAUCUUCUUGGUUCUUUCGGUAAAGUCAUCACGUAGAAGGGAAGUAAUAAAAUAAUAAAAAUAGACGUUUCGGCCCUCAGGUGAAGAACAGGUCUGUCGUGAAGACAGCGUCAUUCACAUCAACAUCAUCAUCAUUAACAUCAUCAUCAUCAACAUCAUCAUUUACAUCAUCAACAUCAUCAACAUCAUCUUUUUUUUCGAUUUAAAGCUUCUUUCGUGACUGCAGUGAUUCAUCUUCUUGGUUCUUUCGGUAAAGUCAUCACGUAGAAGGGAAGUAAUAAAAUAAUAUUUUAUUAUGUUUUAUUUUUAUUGUUUUAUUUUUAUUAUUUUAUUGUUUUAUUUUUAUUAUUUUAUGUUUUAUUAUUUUAUUAUGUUUUGUAUUAUUUUUUAUUAUUAUAUCAUAUUUUAUUUUUAUUAUUUUAUUAUGUUUUAUUUUUUAUUAUGUUUUCAUUUUAUUAUUUCCCUUCUACGUGACGACUUUACCGAAAGACCCAACAAGAUGAAUCCCUGCUGCAGUCACGAAAGAAGCUUUAAAUACAAAUGAACGCAGUCACUCCGUCUUCAACCCCGAUAUCACGCCGUCUCUGCUGCCUUCAUCUUGUGUCAUGUCCACCCCACGUGACUUUCUUUACCCACAAAAACACAGACCGAGAGAGAGGCGCGUGGAUUGCUACGGUCCUCGAAAGCUUUGAUGGGGACAUCCGUCUGAUGUUUCAUUUCGUUUGCUCUG
This is a messenger RNA of Lethenteron reissneri (Far Eastern brook lamprey), 3324 nucleotides long. Its product is annotated as A-kinase anchor protein 5-like. Lineage: Eukaryota; Metazoa; Chordata; Hyperoartia; Petromyzontiformes; Petromyzontidae. The record is from RefSeq and is a predicted model, not a curated record.